This is a messenger RNA of Klebsormidium nitens, 348 nucleotides long. NCBI's taxonomy places the organism in Eukaryota, Viridiplantae, Streptophyta, Klebsormidiophyceae, Klebsormidiales, Klebsormidiaceae. The record is from the annotation of a GenBank genome assembly.
AUGUUCUCUGAUUCUAAUCUCUCCCCCUUCUUCUCCGAAACGGCGAAAGCCAUGUCCUCUUCCCGCGAGGUGCUCUCGCUGUACCGGGACUUCCUGCGUGUGGGCCGCAAGUUCAGCAACUACAACGUUCGCGAGUUUGUCAAGCGGCGUGCGAGGGAGGGUUUCCGCGAGGGCCAGGCGUUGACAGACCCUGCCACCAUCUCGGCAGCAGUGAAGCAGGCCAAGGACCAACUCGCGGUGGCCAAGCGGCAGUCUGUCGUGUACUCCCUGUUUGCGCAGCCUGUAAAGUCUAUCAUGGAGUUGAAGACGGCGGUGGGGGAUCAAAGCGUCACUGUCGCCAAGGCUUAA